Pomacea canaliculata is the source of this 743-nucleotide messenger RNA. RefSeq names its product metalloproteinase inhibitor 3-like. The record is from RefSeq and is a predicted model, not a curated record. Gene Ontology annotation, biological process: negative regulation of membrane protein ectodomain proteolysis; negative regulation of endopeptidase activity. The coding region runs from base 148 to 633 and encodes 161 amino acids. Lineage: Eukaryota; Metazoa; Mollusca; Gastropoda; Architaenioglossa; Ampullariidae. Gene Ontology annotation, molecular function: protease binding; metalloendopeptidase inhibitor activity. The transcript has 4 exons. Gene Ontology annotation, cellular component: extracellular matrix.
CCUGCAGCUGUCGCCAGCCUGGGUCUGAGCCUUUCCACAGCAUCCACCAAGCGAAAAUAUUUUUUACUGACAAACCGUUGCCUUUGUUAUCUCAUCUCUCCUUACAUUGCUUUCACAGAGUGGGAGACAGCAGCUGGACAAGCAGCCAUGACUAGAGUGCUGGUCUCUGUGGUGGUCGUUCUGUGGGCCUCGGUGACCAUCAGCGAUGGCUGCAGCUGUAUCUCAGAGGUUCCUCUCCACAUGUAUUGCCAGAAAGACAUGAUAAUUAAAGGAACAGCCGUGUCAGAAUUCAAGGAAGGUCCGACAACAGAUAUAGCAGACUCCUUUGUGUUGGAUCAGUUUUCUGACUGGAUUUACACCAUACAAGUGGACCAAGUCUUCUGGGCCAAACAGGAAUUCGCGAACUUGACAACAAUAACAGUCAAGACAGCUGUUGCCGAAAGUCUGUGCGGCAUUCGCUUUGCACUCGAUAUUCCCUAUGUCUUCUUUGUCUACGGCUACGAUGGAAUAUUCUGGACCGGACUUUGCGAUCAAAACACUCCGUGGGACAGGUUGGAUGCAGAAGACAAGGACUAUAUCUCGACUGUCAUCCCAGACCACUGCACAGCCACUGCUGCUGGCACACAGCCGUGAUUGGACACGUCUGUCACGUGACAAGACCGCGAGCGUGGCCUCCCUGUGACACUUACUGUGCUGAUGUCGCGGUGUAUCGCGCUUUGCAAUAAAGUUUUGCUUACCUGUAA